This is a messenger RNA of Fusarium mangiferae, 1671 nucleotides long. RefSeq lists its product as uncharacterized. The coding region runs from base 1 to 1671 and encodes 556 amino acids. Lineage: Eukaryota; Fungi; Ascomycota; Sordariomycetes; Hypocreales; Nectriaceae. The transcript has 2 exons. The record is from RefSeq and is a predicted model, not a curated record.
AUGCUCCCCCAGAUAUGGCCUCAAGGCUACAAACGAGUUGACUCUAGCAGCAGCCUUGAAGAUGCUGUCACCCCCGAGAAGAAUGGUUCAAGCCUCCAGCUCUUUGCAAAACGCCUUCUGCGUCUUCCCCUAAAAACAAUAGCAUUCCUCAUUGCUGCUCUCCUCAUUUUACCCGGCCUACUAGCCCUCAACUCUCUUAAGGGCCACGCAUUCUUGGCCGGAGAGAUUGCGACCGGCCAAGCCUAUGAGACAUACCCGCAGCAGGACAUUGCCAAGCUUCCUUCAAAGGAUCGACGGCUUAGUAUUGUCCUCCCCGCCAAUAACCCAGACCACGAUUUAUGCAAAGUCAUCACGAGUGCGUUGGCAUUGGGGUAUCCAGCCCCGGUUAUUGUGAACUGGGGUAAGACGUAUGAUAAAUCCAAAGGAUGGAAGGGAGGGUCCCAUCUGGCGAAAAUCACAGGUACUCUGGAGUAUCUCGAUAGUGUUUCGAAUCCCGACACUCCGGACGAGAAUAGACUCGAGGAGAAUGAUAUCGUUGUCCUCACGGACUCGUAUGACGUUUGGUUCCAGCUUCCGCCAGAAAUCCUCCUCAAGCGAUACCACGAAGCAAACCGUCAAGCCAACCAGCGCCUGGCAUCACAAUGGAACGGCCGCGGAAAACCCCCAAUGAAACAAACCAUUAUCGUAUCAGCCCAGAAGAAAUGCUUCCCUCCGCCAUCAUCAGGCUCAGUCCUCCACUGCGAUCAACUCCCCGAAAGCCCAGCUCGUAAAGACCUCUACGGGCCGAACACCGACAGAGACCCCGACGUGUUUCACGAUGUACGACCGAAAUAUCUCAACAGUGGGAGCAUGAUUGGUCCCGUUGGCGAUAUGAGAAAGUACUUUCGUCGCGUGCAUGAGCGGAUGCAGAGAGGGUUGGUGAAUGGCAAGGAUUUGUACAGCGAUCAAGGAAUAUUCGGUGAAAUCUUUGCGGAACAAGAAAUCUGGCGGCGCUGGCUUCGUAAGAAUACUGUGUCUCGAAAGGACAAGAGCUUCGAUAUUAUGCAUGGCGAUUUCGAGUACCAUGUCGGGCUGGACUAUACGCAGAAUCUGUUCAUUCCGACCGUUUUCGAGGAGCAAGAUGGGGAAAUUAUUGCGUUGAAUAAUGAGACUGGUAUUACGGAAAAGUCAGUGUCUCUCGGGAUUGAACCAAGAUUAGACGGUGUACCAGACGAUAUCCAAUCUUCUACAAACCCACUGAACAUGUACGUUCUUCAUGAUCCAGCAGAAUGGGGAGAUAUGCCCGUAUAUGCCGAUUUCUACUCCACUGCCAUUCCCGUCGUCGUCCAUCACAAUGCUCACAAGGAUGGAGCCAAGAAACGUCGAUAUCUCUGGUGGGACCGCAUCUGGUUCUUCCCGUACCUUCGCCAACUCAUCAAGGCUCAGUUAGCGAUCGUUGAAGCGAAGCCAUUUUUGGAGAUCGCUGUCAACGGGGAACGGUUGGUGUACUGGGAGUCGCGGUCGAAUGUCACACAGAAGAAGCCGAAAACGUUCAUCGUCGAUUCGGGGGAGGUUAGUAUCGUGGAGCGUGAGUUUGGGUACGUUUGUCGUGCCAAGACGGAAAAGGCAGAGGCGGAGAAGCCGUGGUACGAUGAAGUGUUUCGGGAUGGGAAGGGAGACCUAGAGACCUAG